Messenger RNA from Protopterus annectens (West African lungfish), 1548 nucleotides. The record is from the annotation of a RefSeq genome assembly. Lineage: Eukaryota; Metazoa; Chordata; Ceratodontiformes; Protopteridae.
GUGACUUUAACACGUUGACUUUUUUCAACAAACCAUAAAGAUAUCGGCACCCUCUACAUAGUCUUCGGUGCCUGGGCCGGGAUGGUUGGGACUGCCCUAAGCCUCCUCAUCCGGGCCGAAUUGAGUCAGCCCGGAGCCCUGCUCGGGGAUGACCAAAUCUAUAAUGUUCUUGUUACCGCCCACGCUUUCGUUAUAAUCUUUUUUAUAGUGAUGCCUAUCAUAAUCGGCGGCUUUGGAAACUGACUUAUCCCCCUCAUAAUUGGGGCCCCAGACAUAGCCUUCCCGCGAAUAAAUAACAUAAGUUUUUGACUUCUCCCCCCCUCAUUCUUACUUCUACUGGCAGGCUCCGGGGUAGAAGCUGGGGCCGGUACCGGUUGGACCGUAUAUCCCCCCCUUGCUAGUAAUCUAGCCCAUGCCGGGGCUUCAGUAGACUUAACAAUUUUUUCUCUCCACCUAGCUGGGGUUUCUUCAAUUCUCGGUUCAAUCAAUUUUAUCACAACAAUUAUUAAUAUAAAACCCCCUGCAGCCUCUCAAUACCAAACCCCCCUAUUUAUCUGAUCUGUAAUAAUUACAACAGUUCUUUUGCUUCUCUCCCUCCCAGUUCUUGCUGCCGGCAUCACCAUACUUCUAACAGAUCGAAAUCUAAACACAACGUUCUUUGACCCAGCAGGUGGAGGAGACCCCAUUUUAUACCAACAUCUUUUCUGAUUUUUUGGUCACCCAGAAGUCUAUAUUCUUAUCCUGCCCGGAUUUGGGAUAAUUUCUCACAUCGUCGCCUUUUACUCUGGAAAAAAGGAGCCCUUCGGCUAUAUAGGAAUAGUCUGAGCGAUAAUGGCAAUUGGUCUUUUAGGCUUUAUUGUAUGGGCCCAUCAUAUGUUUACUGUAGGUAUAGACGUUGAUACACGAGCCUACUUCACAUCCGCCACUAUAAUUAUUGCCAUCCCAACCGGCGUAAAAGUUUUUAGCUGACUAGCUACACUUCACGGAGGGGCAAUCAAAUGGGAGACCCCACUUUUAUGGGCCCUCGGCUUUAUCUUUUUGUUCACAGUGGGGGGACUUACUGGGAUUGUUCUUGCUAACUCCUCACUAGAUAUUAUAUUACAUGACACAUAUUAUGUAGUUGCCCAUUUCCAUUAUGUCCUCUCAAUAGGCGCAGUCUUUGCUAUUAUGGGCGGAUUAAUACACUGGUUUCCACUAAUAACUGGAUACACAUUACACGACACCUGAACAAAAAUCCACUUUGGGGUAAUGUUCCUAGGAGUAAACUUAACCUUCUUCCCACAACAUUUCCUUGGUCUCGCCGGCAUGCCUCGCCGAUACUCCGACUACCCAGAUGCAUACACCCUAUGAAAUACCCUCUCCUCAGUUGGUUCACUAAUUUCUCUCGUAGCCGUGAUUCUUCUAUUAUUCAUUAUUUGAGAAGCAUUUGCCUCAAAACGAGAAGUAAACUCCAUUGAGUUGAUCUACACAAACGUUGAAUGAAUACACGGCUGUCCUCCGCCAUACCACACAUUUGAAGAGCCCGCCUUUGUUCAAAUUCAACGUUAG